Messenger RNA from Naegleria lovaniensis, 681 nucleotides. RefSeq lists its product as uncharacterized. Gene Ontology annotation, cellular component: multivesicular body; ESCRT III complex; cytoplasmic side of plasma membrane. Bases 1 to 681 code for a protein of 226 amino acids. Gene Ontology annotation, biological process: vesicle budding from membrane; late endosome to vacuole transport via multivesicular body sorting pathway. The transcript has a single exon. Lineage: Eukaryota; Heterolobosea; Eutetramitea; Acrasida; Naegleriidae. The record is from RefSeq and is a predicted model, not a curated record.
AUGUCGUGGUUAUUCGGUAAAAAGAAGAAGAAGGAAAUUUCAGUCUCACAAAAAACCGAAGACUCUACAAAUAAAUCCAUAGAAAAGAUGGAUCAAACCAUCACUCUGUUGGAAAAGAGGAAAAAGUUGUUAGAGAAGAAAAUGGAACAAGAAACUGAAAAGGCCAAGGAAUUUAUGAAAAAGGGAGACAAAUCCUCUGCCAUGACGUGUUUAAAGCGUAAAAAACAAUAUGAAGUACAAGUACAACGUCUCGAUCAACAAAUUAUGAAUAAUGAGCAAAUGAAACUCACGCUAGAAAAUGCUGCAACUGAUAUUGAGACCUUGAAAGCACAACAACAAGCAGCCAAGACCAUGAAACAAGUCUUUAAAGAGACUGGAGGAAUUGAUAAAGUACAAGACGUCAUGGAUGAAAUUCAAGACACGAUGGCAACAGCCAACGAAUUGGGUGAUGCACUUGCUCAAGAUCUCGGAACAGGUCAAAUUAUUGAUGAAGGAGAAUUGGAAGAUGAAUUAGACCUGAUGGAACAAGAAGAGCUCGAUAAACAAAUGUUGGGCAUGAAACAAACCAAAGUGCCAACAGGACCACUCACAAAAGGUACGGCCACUGCUUCGAAACCAGUUAAAACUGCAAAGGAAGUAGAUGAUGAGUUGGCAGAAUUGGAAGCAGAGUUGAAUGCCUAA